AUGCACUGUUUUACUGCCUUGACCAACGUGUUUGUCGUUUCUUCCGGUGGCCCCUGGGUCCCCUGGUGCUGCGUUGGGUGUAGUGCGCAGGCGCGGAGGCUUGUCCGUACUGUGAAGGGGAGGGGGGGGGGUCAGCACUGGACCCCUGAGCAGAGCGCGGUGUGGUCACUGUACUCACUUGUGACUUUGGAGAUCUACGGAGCGGAGUGCGUCCCGUCCCAUCCGCAGGAAAAUGACCCAAACAAGCGGAUUAUAAUGGCCAAAUUUAAAAUGAAACUUUGUCAACCAUGGAUUAUUUUUGCUUUGUGUUUCCCUCUGUCGGGGGUUUUCUGCUUUAGUGAGCUGUCCUUCAUCACCGAGCCCAGCGAUGUGAUAGUAUUACCAAAGGAUCCUGCCGUCCUGGACUGUCAGGCUCAUGGGCAGCCUCCAGUCUCCAUCAAGUGGCUUAAAAACGGAGUCCGCCUGGCAGAAAGCAAGCACAUACACUUUCUGCCCAACGGCUCCUUGUACAUACCAAAGAUUACACACGACGCGGAGGAAUCAGAUGAAGGAUUCUACCAGUGCCUCUCCCAAAACAAAUUUGGAGCAAUCCUAAGCCAAAGAUCUCGUCUGACUAUCGCAACUAUCUCCGGGUUUCUCACCCAUCCAGUGCCUAUGGUGGCGAUGGAGGGCUCAGUGGCACGGUUCUUCUGUGCAGUGGCCUCCAACCCUCCAGCCACCAUCACCUGGGAGCUCGACCAAAGCACACUGCCCCUUUCCACUGAUCGAAUGACUGUGUUGCCAAACGGAGUCCUGCAAAUCCACAAUGUACAACUAGGGGACGCUGGACAAUACCGGUGUGUGGCGUCCAACAUCGGGAGCCGCCUCAGGAGCAGAGAAGCAGCUCUUACAGUCACUCAAGUUUCCGGCCCCAAACCCCGGCAGAGGCCCCGAAUCAUUGCUGGACCUCAGAACGUCACCGUGUCCCUCCGUCAGACCGUGGUGCUGGAGUGCGUGGCCACCGGGAAUCCGUGGCCGAUCAUCUCCUGGAGCCGCGCCGACAGCAAACCCAUCGACGUGUACAACGCCAAAGUUCUGGGAAACGGAAACUUGGUGAUCACGGAUGUAAACGUCAGACACAGCGGGGUCUAUCUGUGCAGGGCCACCACUCCAGGGACCCGCAACUACACCAUCGCUGCUGCUAACAUCACCGUUCUAGUUCCCCCAACCUUUGUGGAAAAACCUGAAAGCCAAACCCGUCCAAGAGCAGGCACAGCGAGGUUCAUGUGCCAGGCUGAAGGAGUGCCCACGCCUCGUAUCAUCUGGUUGAAGAAUGGAGAAGAGGUCCAUCUCAACGGCAGGAUCAAGUUAUACAACAGUAAACUGGUGAUAACCCAGAUCAUCCCAGAAGACGAUGCCAUCUACCAGUGCGUGGCCGAGAGCGAGCAGGGGUCGGUCCUGUCCUUGGCUCGUCUCAUUGUGGUCAUGUCUGAGGACCGGCCCAGUGCACCCAGGAACAUCCACGCUGAGACCAUCUCCAGCUCAGCCAUCUUACUGGCCUGGGAGAGACCCCUCUACAACGCAGACAAAGUCAUAGCUUACUCCAUCCAUUAUAUGAAGGCGGAAGGUCUGAACAACGAAGAAUACCAGGUUGUUAUUGGAAAUGACACAACCAGUUACAUCAUCGACGACCUCGAACCCGCACGAAACUACAGCUUCUAUAUUGUGGCCUACAUGCCGAUGGGAGCCAGCCGUAUGUCGGACCAAGUCAGUCAACAUACUCUGGAAGAUGUACCUCUCAGAACACCAGAGCUGACCCUGACCAGCCACAGCUCCACAGACAUCCAAGUGAGCUGGACUCCUCUGCCCAUCAAACUGAGCCGAGGGCGGGUGUCUGCUUACCGCCUCUCCUACCGCACGGCUGGCGACGCCUCGAUCACCUCCGUGGAGCUGCCCCAGAACACCACCGAGUACCUACUGGAGGACCUUCAGCCAGACAACAUCUACCUGCUGCGGAUGGCGGCCUCCACACGGGCCGGAUGGUGCGAGCCCUCGGCCUGGACCUCCCAUCGCACUCCUCGCACCACCAGCAGCAAAGUGCCUUCAGCUCCGAUCCUGCAGUUGGAGCCACUCAACUGUACGUCUGUAGUGGCGCGCUGGCAGCCCUCGGCAGACUCGGUCCCUGCCAUUGGUUUCAGACUGGUUUACCACCAAGAGGACCAACCAGAGCAGCCCACCGUCCAGCUACAAGCUCUCAACCACAGCUACACCAUCAGCGGACUAGACCCAAGGAAAAAGUACCAUGUCAAGAUCCUUGCUGUGGGCCAAGCUGGAGAGGGCUACCAAACUGACCAAACAGUGACUACCCCUGGAUGCCUGUCAACUAGAGACCAGCUCGCAGCAACACCUCCCGCUCCAAACAACAUGAUGGUACUGGCCCAUAACUCCACAUCGGUGUCUCUGCGCUGGAGCCGUCCUGCCUUCACCUCCGGGAAAUCUGUGAGCUUCACUCUCCGCUGUACUCCGGUGGGAACACACAACGCCACCGCCAUCCGAUACCUGCAAACCGCUAAGCAGAGUGUCAUGGUUCAGAAGCUCAGUCCGAACACCCGCUACGAGUUUGUGGUGCGUCUUCAUGUCGACCAGAUGUCCAGUCCGUGGAGUUCUACUGUUUACCACCAAACUUUGCCGUCAGUGCCGAGCCAUCCUCCCGCUGCGGUGAGGCUCACUCUGAUCGAGGACGACACUGUGCUGGUGUCGUGGAGAGAGCCUCCAGAGCCCAAUAUCGUGGUCACACAUUACACCAUCAUGUACGCCUCGCAACUGUCAUGGCUGUCUGGAAACUGGCAGAUUCUACAACGAGAGGGAAGUCACACAAUGGCCCUGUUGGAGAAGCUGGACCCUGGGAGCAUUUAUCUGGUGAAGAUCUCUGCUUCCAACCAACAGGGAGACGGGCCUUUCUCUAACCCUGUGGAGCUGGCUCUGAAGAGAGGGAGCGGGCACCGCAGCAAGAACCCCAGACACUCCGACACCUUUCCCGACUCUGCAGUGUUUUCUGACGGCCGCUAUCACAUCGACCAGAACUCCAUGACAGGGAUCAUAGUUGGCGUGAGCAUUGCUCUGUCCUGCAUCAUCAUGUGUGCUCUCAUUCUCAUCAGCAAAGGCAGACCAAGAAAAAUGUCUGGCCACAAAGGGAUUUCUGUUGGGAACCCUGACGUACUGAGACCAGGUCACCCUCUUCCAAACCAGCGUCAGGUGGAGAAUGUGGAGGCCCUGAUUCCGAUGAUGAGCGAUCACUUCACUGAUGCCAAGGGCGCUAUAAUUAUAAAUACAGCUGGUCCAGUCAACAACAAAAACCAAAGUCGAAGAUGGCUGCUCUUCAGCAAAGAGAGAAACGGCGCGGCAGAGAAUGACGCCGAGAGUCGAGCCAGUUUGUACGAAGCUGGUAAAACCGUCCUCACGUACGAAGAGCGCUUGGGUGCGGCGCCACUCCCGCCUUCGUCCCGAGAGAUGAUCUACGGCCCCCUCCACUCCGAGAGCUCCCAGUCCAGCGAGGGCAGCCACGAGACGGGAGACUCCGGACACUACUCCAACGAAGUCAGCAACGAAGAGAUGAGCAACCCCUCCACCUCCCAGAACUCCAGGCCUGCGUCUUUUGGCCCCAUGGAAGACGACGUUUGCACUAUCUCCGAAACAAAGCAGUCGAUGGAAGUACAGAAUGAAGAGAUUCUCGGACGACGCAAGCAUCACUCCGGCUCCGAUUCUCUCCACUGCGGCAGGGAAGCUCCUCGUAUGAUCCAGCGCUUGAUCCAAGACGUCGAAUCGUGA
Molecule: messenger RNA, 3807 nt
Organism: Knipowitschia caucasica
Lineage: Eukaryota; Metazoa; Chordata; Actinopteri; Gobiiformes; Gobiidae
Source: the annotation of a GenBank genome assembly